CAUUGAACUCUCUCUCUCUCUCUCUCUCUCCUCAUUACCCAACAAAUCAACAAUCACCAUGGUGAGAUCGAUAAUUUAUUAUUUCUCAUUUUCCAACAAACAAUUUGAAACAUUAACCAUUUCGUAUCUAAUAUUUUUCAAUUGGUCAACAAUUGUUAUCGUCCAAUUGUCUUCCUCUACCUGUGUUUUUAUAUCUCAUUAACCCCACCCUUCUUGACCACCACCACGUAUCAGUUUGUAUCCAAUUAGUUUGUAAAAAAAAGUUUCUCAUUAAGAAUGACAAUUAAUAAGAUUAUCAAUAACAUCUAAGACAAUCAACUUCUACACAUUUCCAAUCAAUCCAAAAUGUUAAUCAACUGUUAACUUUAAUCAUCAUUAAGAAGGUUUAAUUAUUUCAAAUGGAAUAUUGAAAAUAUUAAUAUUGUAGAAAUUAAAUUAAUAUCUUCAUUGUGAUUCCAUGGAAACAGAAUAAUUCUCAUAUUGAAUAAAACUCCCACCAUCAUGAUCCAGUUAUUAAUUCAUUUUUUAUUGAAUUAUCAUGAGAGGUUAAUAGCAGUUAUCGUCAAUUAAUUGUCUCCAAUGAUGAUAUUCAAGAUGAUAGAGAUGAUAAUCAUCUUGUAACCAGAUAACAUGGGAUUGUCUUCAAGUAAAGAUGAAUUCAAAUCCAUUUCCGUGACUGAUUAUGAUUCUGAAAUAUUAUUUGACUCAAUAAAUAACAAUAACAAUCAACUUAAUCAUAGUGAAUUGUUGGUUAAAUCACCUCACGAAAUAUUAGUUGAUCAUAAUGGUGAUCAAUUGAUAACUGGAUCAACUAAACUGUUGUCUUCAAUAAAUUGUCAACAUCCAAUUGAAUCAUAUUAUAAUAAUGGUGAUGGUGAUUUAAUUGGUGAUCAGCCAAAUCAGAAACAAUUAAAAAGUAAAUUGUUUUCAAGUGAAACAAAUCAUAAUAAUAGUAAAUUGUUUCCAAAGGAUUUAAAUGAGGAAAUGAAUGAUUUUCUUCAUCUAUUCAAUUCAAAUCAAACUAUUAACCAAUCAAACAAUAAUCAUCAAAAUCAUAACAAUUUAUUUUCAUCACCAGUUACACUUAAAAGUGAAAACAAAUUAAAGUUUUUCAAUUCUAAUCAAAGGGAUCAAAUUAGAUUCCCAAUUAUGGAUCAAGUUGAUAUUGUUGGUGAAUUAAAUUGCCACAAACCGUUAACACCAUCGGAUAGUUUUGAAGAACCAGUAAUGACCCCUGGUCAGUUCGGUAACAAAGGUGCCAAGGGUAGAGAUGAAGAUGAAGAUGAUGAUGUGACGGUCGAUAUUAAAUCCGAAGAUGAUAAUAAAAAGGAAACUGAUCAAGUGAUUUCGGAGAUUAAUCAAUUGUUGUCGGAACCUGAUGAUCUAUUAACACCCUCACCUUAUACCUGGAGAAGAGGCCGAUCCUUAGGUAAUAUAAUCGACGAUAAGAAUUUGAUUAAUCAUUCCAGUUCCAGUGAUAGAUCAAUGGACUCAUUGUUGAAAAACUAUCAAGAUAAUCAAAUCAAUCUUAAUUGCGAUGAUCCAAUUGAUUAUCCAGAAAAGAGCAAUGAUCAUCUCCAUCCACCAUCAUUGAACAGUUCAAAUGUUAACACCGAUGAUCAACUUGAGUCAAUUGAAGAUCUGAUUUGCAAAGAAAUGAAAACCACAAUUAAAAGUAAAAUUAAAUUCAUUUAUUCUGAUUGAUUCCAUUUGAUGAGUUAGUUUUAAUUGCUUUUCUUUUGUAUCAUUUGAUUUAGAUAAACUUGAUUCUUAUGACGAAUUGGAAAGAGAGUUAAUUGAUUCAAUUGAAUCAGAAUAUAUUGGAACAAGUUGAAUGUGAGAUAUGUUAAUUGUAUUGUAACUUUGCUGCCCUUUGGAUAUGGUAAACAAUUAAUUAGCCAUUUGAAACAAUUUAACCAAUUGUAACUCCAUAUUUUCAGUUCCCCGAUCGUUAGUGAAUGUGAUUUGUUAUUUGAAUAUACAUUAUAUAUAAAUAUUGAUUUCGUAAAGUUAAAUUGUUUCCAUGGU
Panonychus citri (citrus red mite) is the source of this 2028-nucleotide messenger RNA. RefSeq lists its product as uncharacterized. The coding region runs from base 631 to 1704 and encodes 357 amino acids. The transcript has 4 exons. The record is from RefSeq and is a predicted model, not a curated record. NCBI's taxonomy places the organism in Eukaryota, Metazoa, Arthropoda, Arachnida, Trombidiformes, Tetranychidae.